Coniosporium apollinis CBS 100218 is the source of this 540-nucleotide messenger RNA. RefSeq lists its product as uncharacterized. The record is from RefSeq and is a predicted model, not a curated record. The coding region runs from base 1 to 540 and encodes 179 amino acids. The transcript has 4 exons. Lineage: Eukaryota; Fungi; Ascomycota; Dothideomycetes.
AUGGCCCCGCCACCUAGCAUGCCCGACGGCUGGUACGACGGAAAGGAUAGGGACCAGUUCUUCACAAGUAAAUGGAACCGUGGAUGUUACGUCCGCUUUACAGGCUCCUUCCAAAAUGCCCAAGGGGGCACGAUGUUGGAUCUGCAUGGUGGCGGAGGGCAUACGCCAGCGGUUGCCGGAUUUAGCGACGGCGGCCCGUCAAACAAGAACCAGAUAUGGAAGCUCGUCGAGGUGAUAACCGGAGCGUAUGCGAUUGUGAAUGUAGGAAACAACCACCAUAUUGUUGCUCAAGGCAAAACCCAGCCUGUUCUCUGCGACGACCGCAGCAUUGACGACAAAAAAGGCUGGUGGCGCCUUAGCGGCCAGACCGGCAACAACAAAAACAAGUUCGAGACGCUCAGAUUCAAGAACCAAGAAUUUGACGAGGAUGGUUAUCUUGACUUGGCUGCUGGACACAGUGGUAAUGGCACCCCGGUUUACUGCUACAAAGGCAACAGCGGGAACAACCAGAAAUGGAAGCUUAUCUCGCGAAGUGGUUGA